Messenger RNA from Haliotis rubra (blacklip abalone), 1167 nucleotides. Its product is annotated as rhodopsin, G0-coupled-like. Gene Ontology annotation, cellular component: membrane. The transcript has 5 exons. The record is from RefSeq and is a predicted model, not a curated record. Gene Ontology annotation, biological process: G protein-coupled receptor signaling pathway. Gene Ontology annotation, molecular function: G protein-coupled receptor activity. NCBI's taxonomy places the organism in Eukaryota, Metazoa, Mollusca, Gastropoda, Lepetellida, Haliotidae. Bases 1 to 1005 code for a protein of 334 amino acids.
AUGCAGGGAAACAAUAUUAUAUAUGCUGAAGGCACGACUGCAACAGUGGGCAACGCCCUUGUGAUUCUCACGUUAUGCCGGAACCGGAAGUUGCGCAGAAAGCCUCACAACCAACUGCUUUUCAACCUGGCGAUAUCCGACAUUGGGAUUUCCCUCUUUGGAUACCCUUUAACAACAGCCUCUAGUUUUGCAGGUCGCUACUUGUUUGGUCGGGUGGGAUGCCUUAUCCAAGGGUUCACCUGCUUCACCCUGGCCCAGGCAAACAUCAACACGCUGGCCUUCCUCAGUGUGUACCGCUAUGUGUCAGUGUGCUAUCCAGAACACAGUUACUAUUUAAACUUUGCCACCAGGAAGGUGAUCGUGUGUUUAUGGGUGUACGCACUCAUGUGGACGUUACCGCCGCUGAUGGGGUGGAGUGCGUACACCUUUGAGCCUUUCGGUACCUCCUGCAGUGUAGACUGGUCCAGCACCGACAAGGGAUCUGUAGCGUACACCUGGUGCCUUAUAGUGUACUGCUACAGCGUACACAUUGUGUUGAUGGCGUUCUGUUACUACAAGAUUGUGAAGAAGGCGUGGUCGGUGCGCGACAACUUGAACACCACUGUGGUUGUUGGGCUGAGGCUGAGUGAAGGUGCCUUUCUUCAUAAGAUGAGGAGGGAGAGGAGAGUGACCUUGAUUGCUUUGGCGAUAACCAUAUCAUUCAUCUUGCUGUGGUCACCAUACACCUUCGUGUCCUUGUGGACAGUGUACUGUAGGAAUCUGCCCAUCUGGGUCACGACGCUGCCCACCAUGUUCGCCAAGGCCUCCUGCAUGAUCAACCCAGUCCUGUACUAUUUCACCAAUCCCAGCUUCAGACGCAACAUUACCAUCCUCUUCACGAAGGACCAUCUUGGAUCACACAUCAGGAAAAGACCUCUGUACAUGUAUCGAGUGGACAAAACAAAGGAUGGCGUCUACAUCGGCCAAGGGAUACUGACCAGAAGAUGUGAAUCCGUCAUGUUCUGAACAUCUGAUUUUACAGUACUCUUCAAAUCAAAGUUCCCUAAAGGGGCGCAACGCAGUGGUGGCUUUGCAUCUUCUAAUAGUCGACUACUAUUCAAAACAAGGAUCCUUCGAUAAUCGCAACGGAAGCUCUUAUGUAUCGUUUUUGUUCGCAAUCCAGGUACU